AUGGCCAACCAAAAGACCCACGUCAUCCGAACCUACAGGAUUACAAGAAUGGCACAAAUGGAAACAGACGAUCUGCGCAGGCGCAAGAAAGAGAUUAUUCUACAAAAUGGAUUUACUAAGCAAGACGACGAGAAAAAACCAAAACCAGAAUUUAUGCUUCGCGAAUCGCCUUUAACGACAAUUAUUGAAGAAUCUCUUCACAUGAGAGCUAUUCACCACAUAUUUGUAGUUAUACUACUGAUAAUAUUUUGUGACACGGUGAUAUAUGACUUCGUAGAACAUGGAAAGAUUAACAUUGGAUUAAGGACUAUAGUCCAUGGAUUCGGUGAUAUACGACGUUGCGCGAAAUUAUGGUUGUUUGAGCUUGCAGUCGCGCUUUCCUUCUAUCCGCUAUUAAGAAUAUACGCUGCUACCCAAAAGCUUUUUAAAAACUUUCCAGCUGCUUGCAGAAUGUGGUCCAUCUUCGGUAUACUGGGAGUAGUACUUUUAGAAGUAUUAGUGAUCGCAGUACCUUCUUGGGACCUAAACAAAGAAUAUCUCGCAAUGGGUUCUUCGGUCACCGUGACGAUGGAAAUGUUCAGGUUAGCGAUGAAAAUACAUGCCACGGCCGUGGCCUGUGCUCCCCGAUGUUCGGAUGAUGGAACACCGCUGCCAACCUUCAAACAUUACGUUUACUUCCUGUUUGCACCCACAUUAAUGUAUAGAGAUAAAUAUCCAAGGACAAAGAAAAUUAGAUGGAACGUUGUAUUAUUUCAUUUCAUGGAAGUAGCGGCAAUUAUAUUUUACGGCAGCUUUUUUUGGGAGAGAUUUGUUUUACGCUACUGGUCGGACUACGGGAUAGAAGCGAAAAUAGAAGCCGGUACCGUUGUGCGCAGGAUGUUUGCAUGUGUACUACCAGGGAUUAUAUCUUUUAUCAUGGGUUUUUACUGCCUUCUCCACGCUUGGCAUAAUGCUUUUGCUGAAAUGCUGAAAUUCGGCGAUAGACUUUUUUACGAAGAUGAAAUUACGAAGGAAUGGUGGACGGCUUCACAAUUUUCUUGGUAUUACCGCGCGUGGAACCGCGUUGUCUACUUUUGGUUACGUGAUCAUAUAUACCGACCACUCGCACCGCUGGCCGGUAGCAGUAUUUCCACAUUAGUCGUCUUUGUUGUAUCAUCUGUCGCACACGAGGUUAUAUUGGCCCUUUCAUUUGGUUUCUUUUACCCUGUGCUUUUCAUGGAGUUCGGAGUGUGUGGGCUAAUGUUGUUGCCACUCACGGCUUCCAGUGGACGUCGCUUCCCAAGUGCCCUCAAUUUUUGUAUUUGGCUAUGCCUCUUUGUUGGAAACGGUAUUUCAUGGAGCCUUUACGCAAUGGAAUAUUUUGCCCGCCAAAAUUGUCCGCCAUCAGAAAACGAUAGUUUUUUCAUACCGAAAUCUUGGUCUUGCCCGGAAAUAGUACUGAAACCAAAUUGGACUUUUCAAAAUCCUUUCACAUUAAUUAGAAAUGACUAUUAA
Parnassius apollo (apollo) is the source of this 1494-nucleotide messenger RNA. NCBI's taxonomy places the organism in Eukaryota, Metazoa, Arthropoda, Insecta, Lepidoptera, Papilionidae. The record is from the annotation of a GenBank genome assembly.